Molecule: messenger RNA, 2953 nt
Organism: Ostrea edulis (European flat oyster)
Lineage: Eukaryota; Metazoa; Mollusca; Bivalvia; Ostreida; Ostreidae
Exons: 4
Coding region: 360-2720 (786 amino acids)
Molecular function (GO): protein binding
Source: RefSeq, a predicted model, not a curated record
AAUUUCAAUGCCCCGGAGAUAAUUUAUAUCCGUAUAUCGCACACAACUUUUCAUUUUCUCAAGCUUUGUGAACAUUUAAAUCUAUCUCCGGCAUAUAGUGAGAGAAAACCGCAGAGACUUGGUUGGAAACUCUUGAAUGGAUUUGUGUUCUUUGAAAUUUGAAACUGCGUCCGUGUCAAUAUCGCAUUGAAAAUAAAAAUAAAAAAUACCGAUUAUUAAGGGGACCACGACGCAGGAAUCGGUAUAGUGUGACAAAAUCUCCAUAUGAAAAAUAAACAUUUUAUAAUCCGCCGGGAGGACUUUAUUAGUAUGGAGCAAUUAUCGGCAUAAACUUAAAAGAAAAAACCCAUUGGGAAAACAUGGCGCAGACGGAGUCACAGAGUCCGGACGGAACAUUCACGUUGUUCGUGGUUUUACCAACGGAAAAAGUGUGCACUCUGAGAUGUCUCCCUUCUGGUAUAUAUGUAAACGAUGUAAAAGGAAAAUUAGAACUUGCUGCAGGUAUACCGUCCUAUGUGUAUAUGCUGACUUACCCAGAUGGUGAAUGUUUAAGUGACAAGGAACGUCUGCUCAUCCAAGAAAACGUGAGAGAUGGGUAUCUUUUGCGCGUCCAAAUACUUGAAAACUGGGAAACUUUAUACCAAGCAGUGAUCCAGAACAAUACGGAACAUGUUUAUCACAGCGGUGGAGUCCAUAUGAAAGGAAAUAUCGUUGUUGGUCAAGAUGACAACGGGAAAAUUGAAAAUAUGGUGCACGAACGAUCAACGGCUGCUUUGUACAUCGCUGCGUAUGCUGGGCUUGUAAAGAUGUGCACCAUGUUGUUGUCCAUUGGAGUGAAAGUAAAUGGAUGCACUCAUUUUGGACGAACAGCACUACAUGCAGCCGUUUGCAAGGACCGAAUUCAUAUUGUCAACUUGCUUUUGGACGCUGGGGCCACAGUUCAUGUUUACGAUACGUAUUCUCAAACUCCUGUGAAUGUUGCAAAAUCGUACAAUUCAUUUCAGUGCGAAAAAAGACUUCGUCUUAUGCAAUUAAAUCUUCGAGGUCUGAAGGAUUCACAGGCCGCGAGUGUAAGCAUUGCUCCUUACCGCAGCAAUAGAAUAUCAAGCACACCACACAUUAUCCAUCACAACAACGAAGCAUUGAAAAGAAACAUCAAACCUAAAGCAACAUCUGCCGGGGCAAACAGGGGGCUUCUUGAUUCUUCUUCAUCCAACAGCUGUGAACCAAAGAAACUUUUAUCAGCACGCUCAGACAAGAGCAACAACGCAAUCAAAUCAAAUGCUGCUGGAUAUUGGGUGAUAUCCCAACACAACACUAGACCAAGAGAAUUAGAUGGCGCUUUAGAGAGAAGAUAUCUGAACUUUUUAGAGCAUCACGACAAACUUAUCCAUAGUAAACAAUAUCCAUUAUCUGGUAGUAAAUUUCAAAUUAUAAAGUUCAAAAAAGAUUCCUCGGAGAUGAUUGUUGGAAAACCUACUGUUUCUGAAGAAUCUAGGGCAACACAUGGCAGGAUAAGAGCCCCUGUAAUAGUCAAUACUGUUGAAGAACAGACUGACACUGACAACUUCGUAGGAUCAGAAGUAAACCAUACACCUGACAUUGAAAAUCCGAGUUCCUCGAGUUCUCCAAGACAGCCAGUUGAAGGUGAUGGACCCAUUAUUCGGAAAAGCAGCUUAAGAUCGAAAAGCCCACAGUCGCCGAAGAGAGUUCGAUUUUCAGCAAAAGCAAGAUCUGUAAAGAAUCUCGCAAAACCAGAAACUAUGGAAUCCUUUAAAGAACUAAAAAGAAAGAUUUCCAUUGCUGCUAAUCGCACAGACAGUGCGAGAUCUACAUCUUCAAGAAAUUCUGGAAUUACGCAUGAGCGCUGGUUACAGAGAAAGCAAGCCCAGCAGCGGAAAUUCAAAUCCGAAUUCUCAGAUUCAAGUGACUCUGAUGACAAUGGAAGUGACACUAAUGCAUUCAAAGAAUGGAUACAAAAGAAGAGGGAAGCUAAUUAUGGUCCCCCAAGGCCAGUAACUCGCCCGAUACCGGGCCUGAUACAGAUUGGAUCAACUGAUGUUGGAGAUGGAAGAAAUCCGAAUCCCAUUCAUAACAUCAAAUCAUACAAUUGCUGGAUUGGGAAAAGGCAAAAACCAAAAAGGAUUCCGAACAUUGAGAGACUUAAAACAAUGCAGGACUUCAUGUCGUAUAAGAAGAAGUUGGAGGAGAAACGACAGCAGUUGUUGAUGAACGCCAUAACUUAUGAGGAAUGGAUGGAUUAUCACGAGGAGAAGAAAGUUUUAAUCCAAAAAAUACUCCGUGCAGAUCUGGAGCAACUUAAAAACAUGGAAAAAGAAGAUUUUAUGAAAAAAGCUCCACAUCAGAUUCCUUAUGAUGGUUGGAAAGAAAAAGCCAUGAAAAGAAAGGAAGAGGAGCUUGUUAGACGUGAAAAACAAAGAAAAUUGCAGGAAGAGGAGGAGCGAUACAACAAAGAACAUGGACGCAGUAGUGCUGCAAUCCCACAUACAGAGUGGUUGCGGUUAAAACGAACUCCUCGAUACGCAACAUCUCCCCGACCUGACUCUAUGUGCGGUUCUGCACAAACUCGAAAGGAGGCUGAAGAUGCAUAUGAAAAGUGGUCAUCUGGAGGACACGAAGAUGCCAAGACUCCAUUGCAAUCUGAAAAACCAAUACGCAUGCUUCAGAAGAGUUUAUCGCCACUGGUCAGCGUACAAUAAACCCUUUUGUCUUUCGUUACUUAUUUGGGCUGCUUUCGUGCAAUUGGAAUUUCACAAAUUAUAUUCAUUAUUUCGUUUAUUUUACAAUGAAUACAGCACCAAUGUAGAAUCAGAAGUGUUUUUGUGAUGAUGCCACUUGUGUACAAUUUUAACGUUUCUAUCCAUGUAGUUUCGUACUUAAAUAAGUAAUUCUAUAGCUAACUCAAAUGAUUCAGUAAAGCUUGACAGUACCA